GAACUCCCGUUGUCGUGAGGAAGUAAUAUUUUCUAAACAGGAAGAAGACACCACGACUGGCAUUUCUUUCUGCAGAUACACCGGCAUGGCUACUCAGUUGAAAUGAAGCGUGGAAACUGGCGAUCACGGGGCCGCGACCGUCACCGACAGCAAAACCAGUCCCAGUGGCGGAGAAGACCCCGGUCAGACCAUGACGAGCAGGAAUACGGGUCUGACAGGACAGCAAGUGAUGCAGAUGAUGCAGGUUUAUCUUCUGCAUCCUCAUCUGCACCCUCGUCUGCACCAGAGUUGCCUGGCUUCUACUUCGACCCAGAGAAAAACCGCUACUUCCGUUUGUUGCCUGGACACAACAACUGUAACCCAUUGACAAAAGAGGGGCUCCAGAAAAAGGAAGAGGAGAAAAAGAGAUCAGCACUGCUCGCAGAGGAUGAUGCUCCCAAGAAGAAAUCUCCCAGGACUGGGCUGAACUCUGCAUUGCUGUUACAGAAGAGACAUCUGGGUUUGCUGCCCCCAAGCUCCUAUUCAAGGCUGAUCCAUGAAGUGAAAGUCAGCGGGAUGCAACGUCACAGGCUGGAAGUACAGAGCUCCAAUUCCACCAGUCCAAACACUGACAACUUCCAUCUCAUUGUUGCAGAUUCAGCCUGUGAGCGGGUUUUUACAGUGAACGACGUGUCACAUGGAGGAUGCAAGUAUGGCAUUAUGAAUUUCCAUGGUUGUAGAAAAGGCUCUCUGUCGGUGGAGAUGUGUGAUAAUCUUUAUUUCACAAACCGCAAGGUGAACUCUGUAUGCUGGGCCUCUGUGACACAUACAGACUCGCAUGUUCUGUUGUGUUUGGUCGGCAUUUCUCAGACGCCUGGUUGUGUAAGCUUAUUACCUGCUUCUCUUUUCAGCAACUUCAAUCCAGAUCAACCAGGGAUGCUGUGUAGUUUUAAGAUCUCUACAGCUUGGUCAUGUGCAUGGUGCCUCAACCCACAGGCCGAUAAAACAUUCAGCACCGGUCUUUCUCGAAGAGUGAUUGUGACAGAUGCUGUGACUGGACGCAGAGCCACAUACCUGGCUGACAGUGAUGUUCUGGCUCAACAGUUUGCCUUGAGGGCUCCGGUGCUGUUCAAUGGCUGCCGCUCAGGAGAGAUCUUCAGCAUUGACCUGCGUCAGCGGGACAGAGGCCGCAGUCAUGGUUGGAAGACCAGCCGCUUCUACCAGGAGUCUGCCAUCACCUCUGUCCAGCUGCUGCAGGAUGAGAACUACCUGCUCGCCGCAGACAUGCUGGGCAAGAUAAAGCUGUGGGAUAUCCGUGUUAAGCGGUGUGUCAAACAAUAUGAGGGGCACCACAAUGAAUACGCCUACCUCCCCAUUCACGUCAAUGAGCCCGAAGGAUUGCUGCUUGCUGUGGGUCAGGACUGUUACACAAGGCUUUGGAGUCUACAGGACAGUCGUCUCCUCAGGACGAUCCCAUCACCUCACCCUGCAGGAAAAGACUCAAUCCCGAAUGUGGUGUUUUCCCCCCAGCUGGGUGGCAGUAGAGGACUUCCUGGACUUCUUAUGGCCGUUCGCCAUGAUCUCUACUACUACUCUUACAACAAAGACUAUCAGGAUGGUUUUACACAGGAGGGUCAGUGCUAACAAUUCUCCUCUGAAAGCCAGUGUCAGGCCGUGCCAUGUGAAAGAAAUCACAUCUGUUGCCAAUAGCUACUGUCUUACUGAGAGAAAUGAUUUCUUUCUUUUUAAAGGGAUGGUUCACCCCAAAAAUAAAAAUGGUGAAAAUCAAUGGUUUACUCACUCUCCACUUGAUUCAAACCAUAUUUGAGUUUCUGUUGAACACAAAGGAAGUGCUACAGAAUGUUGGGGGAUAAGCCAUUGACUUUCAUAGUAUUGUUUUUAUUCUUAAUGACUGCUUUUUCAUCUUGUUUUAUGUUUAACAAAAGAAAAAAAUUCAUAAAAGUUUAGAACCACUUGAGUGUGAGGAAACAUUUGUUUUUGGAUGAACUGUCCCUUUAACUAAAAUUGUAGAUUAGACUGUAGUGAAUUCAAAACACUUGCUUGUGUCCUUAUAUUGUCAAUAGAAAUUAUUUAAAAAGGCGUACAUAUAAUUCUAGCCACUUGAAAUAUACCUCCUGAAAGUGCAAUUUCAUAAUGUUUAUGGUAGUUGUUUUAUCUUUUUUGAAUGAAAAAUAAUUUUACUUGAAAUAUGCUGCAACAUUUUGGAAAUCAAGAAGGGAAACUGUUCAUCAUCAUUCAAAAUAAAUACAAACUUUGUCUAUCUGUA
Danio aesculapii is the source of this 2266-nucleotide messenger RNA. RefSeq names its product WD repeat domain 21 (gene wdr21). The transcript is spliced from 14 exons. The record is from RefSeq and is a predicted model, not a curated record. The coding region runs from base 103 to 1623 and encodes 506 amino acids. Gene Ontology annotation, cellular component: Cul4-RING E3 ubiquitin ligase complex. Lineage: Eukaryota; Metazoa; Chordata; Actinopteri; Cypriniformes; Danionidae. Gene Ontology annotation, molecular function: protein binding.